Molecule: messenger RNA, 2637 nt
Organism: Sipha flava (yellow sugarcane aphid)
Lineage: Eukaryota; Metazoa; Arthropoda; Insecta; Hemiptera; Aphididae
Product: sphingomyelin phosphodiesterase 4
Exons: 13
Coding region: 244-2592 (782 amino acids)
Biological process (GO): ceramide biosynthetic process; sphingomyelin catabolic process; glycerophospholipid catabolic process
Molecular function (GO): sphingomyelin phosphodiesterase D activity
Source: RefSeq, a predicted model, not a curated record
UAAACUGAUAACGUAAUAAGGAUAAUUGCCGUAACGGUUUCCGACGCCGCUCGCAUGCGUCCGCCGUGAUCUCGUCGUCCGCCGACGCCGCCGUGUGUAGAACCGAUCGCCGGCAACCGUCCGAUUCCCGAAGCCCGCGUCCCGUGUCCAACUUCUCGCGUCCGGCUCUCGGCAAUCGUCCGCGUUCAUAGGCCAUCCGCGAAAUCGCCGCACGUCCUCUGCAAGCGAUCUGUAGUAGCACCAAUGUUUUCCUACCCUCCGGUUUCGAGCGCGCACACGGUCGACGGUUCCUUCGACGGCUAUCAUGUCGCGGUCGCGCCAACUUCUCUGCGGAUGGUGUCCUCCGGCAACAGCAGGUGGUCCUCUUCCCAUUCGUUGACAGAACGCAUCAGACUAAUGUCAACCUACAUCGAAGAAGAAAAUGAAAACGACCUGUACGCCUUGUUCUAUGAAAUCGUAACGGAGAUUUUUGGGCGCGGUAACUGUCAAGGAUGGGAAUUGGACAAGCUCAGAUUGAAGAAAUUUGAUGACCAAAAGUACAUUUCUAGAGAGCAAAAUAUUGUAUUUAACUUUUUAUGUAGCAGUGGAAAUAUUUUUAAAUUAUGCUACAAAUUACUUUCCAACAGUUUGAUCAAAUUCACUAUUUAUUUUUCUGACCUACCAAUUGAGCUUCAACAAAAAUUGGAGAGAUCAUAUGGACAAUCUUAUUAUGGUUCACGACUUUUGUUUAAUUUGGAUUCCAAUUUGCCAAUUGGUUUAAGCUUGAAUUCAUUUGAAUAUUACAUGUUUAAUUUUGCAUUAUAUGGACUAAAGUUAGCUGUGGACGACUUUUCAAAUUAUCAUGUUGAUUUACAUGAAACAUCAGUAUACAAAUCAUUAUGCUUAGAUUAUUUUGGUUAUUUUUUGCCUUUACAAAAUUUUGCAUCAAUGAUUCAACCUCAACUAACAUUCAAUGUUCUUUCAUCAGUUCCGAAUCAAAAACAAUAUACAAGAACAAGCAAACUUCUAAACUUUAUAAAAAAAGAUGUAGCUUAUAAUGAUUUAUCAAAUGAUAAGGCUGUAAGUUCAUCUUGGGUGUUAACGUCAGAAGCAACAUGGCGUAGUGAGCUUGUUUCAUUUUAUUUUGCUGAUAUCUGGUUAAGUUGUAAUAUAUCUUCUGUACCAUCUAUCAAUUUAACUAAACUAAUAAGAUGUUUUAUAAAACACUUGCAUAUAUAUUCAAAUUUAGCUAAACAUCAACCUCAGGACAACUUGAAAUCAAUAUUAUUGGCUCGACAUAGUAUAAAAAUAUAUCAGUAUUUAUCAUAUUAUAUGGAUUGUUGGCCUCAAGAUUUUUCAUUUCGCUUAUUACUUGAAAAUUGGCUUUGUUUUAUUCAACCUUGGCGAUAUGAUAAUUUGUCUAAUCAACAAUAUUCCAUCACAGAAAAUGAGAUGAACGAUAAAUGGAGAGUAUUUAUUACUAGAAAUCUGCUAUGUUAUACUAAGCUUUUUUAUUUUGCUAUUAAACGAUUCACUUGCAUUGACAUUUGUUCACCAAGAUAUUCCGUAAUGGUUUUUCGAUUGCUUAAAGUGUUUACCCAUCCGUAUCUAAUAAAAAUAAUUCUUGAUAUAGAACAUAUGUAUAUAAGUAACCACCAAUCGCACAAAAAAUGGAAUUUACUAAUGUCUGAAUGUUUUAUAGAGGCAGAAGGCCCAUUAUUUAAGUAUGAACUUAUGUUUUCUGAGGAACGUACACAAGAAUACAAAUUAUUUUGUUUAAAAUUACAUAAAUCUUUGGAUCAUGUUACUACGGAACUGAACCGUUUUCAAGAAGACAAAAAAAACAGGAAUAAUUCAUCCAUGUUAGAACUCAUACUGUCACCUAAAAAGAAUAAUAUUUCAGACUAUACUCUUUCUGAAUGGGAAGAUAUUCAAAAACACCUUAACUCUUCAUUAACAUUGAUGGAGCAAAUUAUUAAUACUAAUGUAACCUCUGAUCCAAUGAUGGGCAAUUUAUCCGCAUGGUCUGUUUCUGGUAUUAGUGGGAUUAGUAAUUCAAGCAUCUUCAAUAAUAGCCAUUCGUUGUUCAAUCGUUCUAACAUGGUUAAGACUUUUAAAAGUAAUACAUUGAAUUCAUCUCUUAGAUCAUCAAAUGUAGCAAAAGAAUGGGAGAUUGAUCCAGAUUAUCUUGAAGCUUUAUCUUAUGAAAAUUAUUUCCUCGUAGAGUUAAGUAAAUUCUUAAGGAAUACUGUUGAAUGUUAUCUGAAUUCACACAUACAACAGUUAUCUUCAAAAAAUAAUCUUCUCGCUGGAGUUAUUCGCCAAGCAUUAUUAAGAGAACCAAUGAAAAUAUUUUCCUAUGAACCUAGAAAUGAUGGUUCUGGAAGACGUGUAAGAACACCCAAGAUUCUUCCACCUACAAUAAGUUUUCGCUGGAUUGCGUCAUACUUCAACGUCACUUGGAUUUUAUUUUUGUUGACAUUGAUUCUGUUCUUUAAUAACUGCAGGUUUUGGAUUGGUCUCUUCUAUGCUAUUCGUAUAAUUUAUUACUGUUUGAAAUAUUUAUUUGGAUAUGCACAACCGUUCAAAAUUGAUGAUUAUCAUGAAAACUAAUUUUUUUUUUAUUUCUCCAUUUUAUUUAUAACUAUUGAUAGAUUU